AUGCUGAUAGAAUACGUUGUAAUGGGGCUCCAGAACGCAUUGUUGUUCGCAUGUCUCGCCACGGCUGAGGUCUGGGCACUGUACAAGGAAUGGACGCCGAGCUUUCACUGGGAGGAGAAAAUGACAAUGAAAAACCCGGAAAACAACCCUACCUUCAACUACCCAGAGCUUGGGUCUCUGCAAGAUGCAUGGAAGGUCCUAGAAGAAACGUCAACUGAUACGUAUUUUCUGUUGUUUCGCGCCGCUGUUCCCGUUAAAAAGAAAUGUAUCUCCGCAACAGUAAAGAUUACUGACAAAACCAACAAAACCGCCACUCACAUAAUAAUGAUUUACGAUACGCAAAAAAAGAAAUACGAGAAUACCACAAUACAAGUGAGAGCUCUGAAUCAAGCUGACUACCCGCUUGAAAACGUUAUAAGGGCCAACUUCAAUGGAAAGCUCCCAAACGCUACUCCAGUUCCCCCAGGAAGCUACACGUACGCUGAGUAUGAUAACUCCACCUGCUAUUCCAGAAGUACUCCCUUUCCUAAUAAGGGAAAUGCUGUGAGUUCUUGGCAGGGUGCACGACACCAUGGUGAAUCUGCGAAGAAUGUUCUAAAUGAUUUGUUCCCCUCUCCGGAAAGUGGUGACUAUGCUGACAUGUAUGUCGUAUACAACGAGCCGCAAUGUUAUAUCCUUAGGAGUUCCGCAGCCGAAGGAGGAUGCGACUUGUGGCUGAGAAAGACCGAGUUGAAAAAAAUAGUGGAUGACCUGGAAGAUGAACUUAUAACAAAAAAAGAGGAAAUCUAUAAGAAGAAUAAGGAAGAAUUGGGAAUCGACGAAAACUGCACUGCGACAGAUGAUCAAAAAGAAGACCUAGAACGUUACGUAGAAGAUGACUUUGAAACCUUGUUGCACGAUGUCGUAUGGGAACGGAUUUCCCUCGACUGCGUUCUCGCCUUCAUGAUAAACUGUGGAACGCCAUUAUAUAGAGUUUCCGAUCCGAUAACCUGUAAUACCACACUAACAGGGCAAAACGUG
Messenger RNA from Ixodes scapularis (black-legged tick), 1020 nucleotides. RefSeq lists its product as uncharacterized. The annotation marks the transcript as partial. NCBI's taxonomy places the organism in Eukaryota, Metazoa, Arthropoda, Arachnida, Ixodida, Ixodidae. Gene Ontology annotation, biological process: symbiont-mediated perturbation of host defenses. The transcript has 6 exons. The record is from RefSeq and is a predicted model, not a curated record. Gene Ontology annotation, molecular function: amine binding.